Messenger RNA from Hordeum vulgare subsp. vulgare (domesticated barley), 1718 nucleotides. Its product is annotated as gallate 1-beta-glucosyltransferase 84A23-like. Gene Ontology annotation, molecular function: UDP-glycosyltransferase activity. Lineage: Eukaryota; Viridiplantae; Streptophyta; Magnoliopsida; Poales; Poaceae. Bases 252 to 1676 code for a protein of 474 amino acids. The record is from RefSeq and is a predicted model, not a curated record. The transcript has a single exon.
UUGCGCCAAGGAGCCAUCUGCGCGCCAUCGGCGUGGUCGCCCUUGUCGCGUGCAGACAGCCCGUCGAUCGUUCCCCAGCGUCGAUCGCGCUGCCGCCCGGCCAUGGAGUCCUUUCGUAGAUAAAGAAGUACCCGGUCCACAUCGUAUCAGUCGUCCUAGUUGUUAUCGUACUACCAGUGGAGUUUAGCCAGCUCCUCACAGGACCGAGCAAGAAGAGAAGACGACAUCUCGAUCACAGGCCACACCUAGCCAUGGGCAUGGGUGAGGAGGCCGCGGCCGCGGUCACCGCGGCGGCGACGUCGUCUACGCCCCACUUGCUCAUCAUAUGCAACCCGUCGCAGGGGAACGUCAACCCCAUGCUGCGCCUGGGCAAGCGCUUCGCGGCCAAGGGUCUCUUGGUCACCUUCUCGUCGACCUCCGAUGUUGGAGCGAAGAUCACGGCUUCCUCCAGGGUGGAAUCUGGCGGCGACGGCGUGCCGCUCGGCCUUGGCCGCAUCCGGUUCGAGUUCUUAGACGACCAUCACGACGGGGAGGAGUUGAAAUUCAACGACCUGGUGACGCACCUGGAGACAACCGGGCCGCCGGCGUUCGCGAAGCUGCUGAGGCGCCAGGAGGAGGCGGGCCGGCCAGUGGCGUGCGUCGUCGGGAACCCGUUCAUCCCGUGGGCGUUUGACGUCGCCCAUGGCGCCGGCAUCCCCUAUGCAGUGCUGUGGGUGCAGUCGUGCGCGGUGUUCUCGCUCUACUACCACCACGUGCACGGGCUCUUGGAGCUCCCGGCCGAGGACGACCUCGACGCUCGGGUCAAGCUGCCGGGACUCCCGGCGCUGUCUGUCACCGACGUACCGUCGUUCCUGCUGCCGUCGAACCCCUACUGCUACAAGCUCUUCACCGAGGCGAUACUGAGGCAGUUCCGAGCCAUCCACAAACCGUCGUGGGUGUUCGUCAACUCCUUCUCCGAGCUGGAGCGCGACGUGCUCGACGCUCUCCCGACUGUCUUGCCGCAGCCUCCCCUACUCAUCCCCGUCGGUCCACUCUUCGAGCUGGAGGAGGAGGCCGCCGUGCGCGGCGACAUGAUGAAAGCCGCGGACGACUGCGUUGGAUGGCUUGACACGCAGGCGCUGCGCUCCGUGGUGUACGCAUCUCUCGGCAGCAUGGCGGUGCUCUCCGCCGAGGAGCUGGCCGAGAUGGCGCACGGGCUUACGUCCACCGGCCGCCCCUUCCUGUGGGUGGUUCGGCCAGACAACAGCGCGUUGCUCCCGGAGGGUUACCUGAACUCCAUCGCCGGGCGCGGCAUGGUGGUGCCGUGGAGCCCGCAGGACCUGGUGCUGGCGCACCCGUCCACGGCGUGCUUUCUCACGCACUGCGGCUGGAACUCGACGUUAGAGACGCUCGCCGCGGGCGUUCCCGUGGCGGCCUUCCCGAUGUGGGGUGACCAGUGCACGGACGCAAAGUACCUGGUGGAGGAGCUCAAGAUAGGCGUGCCCAUCCACGGCCCGCUGCGGCGGGACGCCAUGCGCGACGCCUUGGAGAACGUUAUGGCUGGGCCGGACGCCGACGCGAUGCUCGGCAACGCCAGGAUGUGGAGCGCGGUGGCGAGGGCGGCUGUGGCGCCAGGCGGGUCGUCGGACCGCCACAUACAGGCCUUUGUGGAGGUGUUUCUUAAUGUUUCAAGAUAGUGUGGUUUGAGAAGAAAAUAGGGUCCGUCUAGGUCUUAGUCC